Molecule: messenger RNA, 1080 nt
Organism: Lathyrus sativus (Indian pea)
Lineage: Eukaryota; Viridiplantae; Streptophyta; Magnoliopsida; Fabales; Fabaceae
Source: the annotation of a GenBank genome assembly
AUGGAACCCGCGAAAAUCGAUUGGAAGAAUCUAGAAUGGAACUUCGCUGUAGACGAACUCUACGAACACCUCAACGCACCCAAAUUCGUCGACUUCUUGUCCCUCAAUCAUAACAUCAACAACAAUGACGACGAAGCUUGGUUUUGCAAACCUGAUUGCAAUCACCCUAAAACAGCAGAGGAUUUUCUCAGAUCACCAAGCCCUUUCAAGGCUAGUAGAAGUCCAUUUUAUUUCUCAGAAAAUCUUCCAAGUAGUGACCAAAGUAAAAGAGAUAUGAAACUCAAGAGAAGGGUGCCACUCAUUUCAUCAUCUUCUCCUCAAGAUGAUAAAUUCAGAUUCAACAUAGAUAGCGAAAACCAAAACCCGAAUUUGGCCACUCCUCAAUUAAAGUCCACAAAGGCUAUGAUCAAGUCAAGUGAUGAGAAGAAGAAGCCAGUUGAUGACGCAUUGCAGGACAACACGGCGGGGACUUCAUUGAAAUCGACUCUUUCCGCGAAGAAUUUAUUUUCGAGACGGCCUAUUUUGAAUCAAAUCACAGAAUUCUGCAAUGAAUUGAAGAGAUUGGCAAUAAGAGCUAGGGAGAGGGAAAAUACUGAAAAUUUGAAACCAAUAGAGAGUAAGGAAGAGGUUGUUGUGCAUGAAAAGACUCCGCCGGUUAAAGCUUUGACAGAAAGGAAACCACAGCAUGAAAUGGGAAAGGUUGAAAGAUUGGAUGGGACGGGCGUUAAAGGAAAGUUAAACCGAAAGAAAAGACCCGACGAGGCAGAAAACAUGCCUAUAACUCUUGACUUGGAGAAUGUAGGACACAAGAGGGAGAAUAAUAUCUUACAACAGAUUCGAACAAAUCCUCCUUCUCCUCAGUGCUUCUCUGCAGGACUCCCUAAACCUAACCCUUCAAAGGGUUCCAGAUCCCGGCUAAUGGAGAGAGGAAUACUUGAAGAAGUUGAGCAAAACAAGGAAGCCGCAAUGGACUCAUUAGCACACAACAACAGCAAAAGUAUUACAGUAAAUGAUGGAAGAGAAACCAAAGCCUUGGACAUGUUUUGGUUCUUCAAGCCUUGCACAGCAAUGUCAAGCUGA